Messenger RNA from Labrus bergylta (ballan wrasse), 4843 nucleotides. RefSeq names its product un-named hu7912. Gene Ontology annotation, biological process: cell-cell junction organization. The record is from RefSeq and is a predicted model, not a curated record. Gene Ontology annotation, cellular component: plasma membrane; apical junction complex. Lineage: Eukaryota; Metazoa; Chordata; Actinopteri; Labriformes; Labridae.
CACAGGCGCAGGCUCAGACACACCUCCUCCUUCCUCUUCAUCUCACACAAACGCGCAUACCAAAAAGACACAAGCGAGCGUGUGAGCGUUGCUGGGUGAAGUAGGAAACAUGUAAGACGGAAUGAAGGACGGAUGGACUCCGGCAGGAUCACGGCAGGUGCGGUAACGGGUGAAGCUGCUCAGGAACGGGGCUGUCGCUUCAUCAUGUCCACCGCAGCGGAUUCACUCACUGACGAGACGGUUGCGUUGAUCUUGAAUAACACUGAAUGGAGAAGAGGGAUGUUCCUUUAAGAUGACACGAACACAUCCCCCUGAUAUACUUGCAUCGACUCUAUAUCAGGACUUUACUUUAAAUCCCCUAACUGACCACUCAGUUUCUCUCCAGUCCUCUCAGCAAUGUGACUUAAAAAUGAUUGACAAACCGGAAAUCAUUAACAAAAGACACUGCCGCAGCUUUGACUUCAUCGAGUCACUGGAUGACCCCCAGUCUUUCUCUUCAACAAUGGAGUACCCUUACAAGAGGGCUGAGCAUCAGACAUUGAACAAAGAUCUAAUGUGGAAUGGCCUAGAUCAAUCUGGGCACCUGCGCUUUUCAUCUCCUGAUCUGUUCAACACCAGGCAGUUCCAGCAGCAGCCUGGCCAGGACAAAACUAGCCAUCUAACGUGGUCAGAUUCUAAAAAGAGAACAAGAUCUAAAAGUGCUCCAAGAAUCAAGGCCACCCUCACUCCCGUGCCCAUCUCAGUGUCCCCUCCAGGGGUCGGGAAGGGGAGGGAUGCACCCCAGGCUGCGUCAGAUACCAUGAGGACUUCUGAAACACAUCGAGAGUCGUACUCAUCCAACAGGGCUUUUUUGAAUGAUGUGCAUCCUUCCAAACUGCAACACCAUACUCCUCUCUAUGUCUCGGACUGUUUUGAGGAGGAUAAACCAGAUAAACCAGCCACAACCCCUCAUGUCAGGUGCCGUGUGGACAUUAAACCAGAUGCUGCUGUUCUGCAGCACACAUCAAGGCAGGUUCCCAAUGUGCGGACUGACCAUCUUUGGCAAAGAUACUCCCAGGCCAGCAGUAGAGGAUUAUAUGUACCACGACAGAUUGUCUCCUCACCAACUCCCACUCCGAGUGAAUGCUACAGUGGAGACUAUAGACAAGGAUACCACUAUACCACCAGCAUGUCUCCAAUCUCUUACCAGCAUCUAGACAUGCACAGAAUGCCGUCACCAACUGCACCAUUUCUCAGUCAAGAACAAAGAGCUUACUCAAAUCCAAAUAUACCAACCAAGUUUUUCUAUACAGAGGACCCUGUGCGAUAUUCAGUUCAUCCCUACUCUAGAGCAUACUACCAGGAUGAUCGGUCUAGUCUUACCAGCCAUGGUAGUACAAUAACUGGUCAGUAUGAUCCAAGGACUCGCUGGGUGCACACCCUUCCUGUCAGGUCGUAUUACACAGACCAACUUUCCAACAGAGACUCUGUAUAUAGUAGGCCUUACUCCACAAGUGAGGCAGGAUCAUACUUUUCUCAAGCUCCACUAUCUAGAUCUUACUAUGGAGAUGAUAGCCGGUUUAAUCCAUACCAUUCCAUGAGUAGUUCCAGGUUGUUCUAUCCUAAAACAUACAGUUCCCCUGAGGAGCAGUACUUUCCAAGGCCAUGCCAAACAGAGGGUCGCCGUCGCCCUCGUAUGUCCCAGGCCUUUUCUGACGACUGGUAUCGCUCAAGCAUAUCUGGUUACUCUAACCAGUCCUCUCAGAUAACACCUCCAAGAAUUGGGCGAGACCCCAGUAUACCCCCUUGGUUUACUAACAGCUGUUUGGAGAACAGCAGACUAGGAUCAGAGGUCAGAAACCACUCGAAGUCAUGGGACAAUAUUCUAUAUCCCAGGCAUGACAGAGAGCAAUCAGUGCCUCGUGGACGAAGCUAUGAGAAUCUGUUUUACCAAGCAAGGCAUGGAGCAUCCUCCGAUGUCACAUCUCAACCUGUUAUUCUUAAUCUCUCAAGUUCACCAAGGCGCUAUGCCGCCCUUUCGCUCUCUGAAAACUCCUUAGAGAAAAGCUCAAACAAUCCCUGGAGAAAUACCAAGAGUGGGCACUGGUUUGUUACUCCUGAGAUCACCAUUACUGAUAAUGACCUGAGUGCGGGUAAGAACAAGCGGCGUGAUGUGCACUCUGUCAGCUGGGAUACGUUGGAGAGUGAAAAGACACCUCCUCCUAGAGUAAUGCCUGAGAAGCAGCCAUCUAACACAGUAGAAGUUACCAAAGACAGGAAACACAACAAUUUCUCCCUUCAGCAGAGUCUAGAGCAACUAGACGAACUCUUAGCUGAUUUGGUCAUUGAUUACAAACCACCAACUCGCAGAAAGUCAAGUGAAGACCUUUUAGACCAGCUUAAACAAUUAAUCUCUGAAGACGAUGACAAAGACAGAGGAUCCUCUGGACUUGAAAACUUAGGGAGUCCAAACACACCACUCCCAUCCUCUAAAUCCAGCCCUGACACAUUCAAAGACCCUGAUAGUGGAUGUGAUGCUUUACAAAGGAGUGCAGAAGAAUGCUCCCCUGACCACAGUACAGAUGAAGAUGACACUAUGGUGUGUGCUAACAACAAGUGCAACCGGACUGAGAAUAUGUUCAAUGCCUGCUUGUACUACAAAUCCUGUCACAGUUGCUACACCUUCUACUGCUCACGAAACUGCCGUAGGGACGACUGGGAGACCCAUAAAGAGACUUGUGUGUACGGGCGUGUCAACAGUGUGUGUCGACAUUCACUCAAGUUCUGCAGGGAGAAUUCAGAGAUCCACAAAGCCUUCUCUCGGGUUGCUAAAGCUGGCUACCUCUCCAGAGGUAGAGGUGUUCUCUUUCUGGGAUUUGCUAAUCCAGAGACAGCUGACAACUUCCUGCAUGUAGGGCUUGAGAGCCUACUCAUGUCUCCCACGUACCUAUCUCUCAGAGAACUAGAUGGCUUCAAGGACAACCUUGGUGAAUACUGCAAAGAACUACAGUUGGCAGGCAAUGAGUAUGACCCCAAUGAAUGUUUUCUUCUGAAUGUAUCUGUAGCUGUUGGUGAACUAGUGCCUAAUAGACCUUCACCAAGGGUCCAAGCACCAACAGUUCGCAAAUAUGCAAAGGUGUCCUUGGCAUCCUCAAGCCCUGACAAAAAGGUGCUCAAAAAGGACAGUGAAAUGGAGACUCUCAUCCUAACUCCACCUCCAGGCACACCAGACAUCGACAAGGAGGGCGAGGAGGGAAGAAAAGCAAGGGAGGUUUGCUUUGUCAAUAUCCAGCGUGAGCUCAGGACCAGGGGAGUGUUCCUCCGUCACGAGUACCCGAUAAUCUAUAAUCAGCUGUGUGCGUUUGUUGAGACUAACAAAAGGUUCACUCCGACUACGAUUUACCCAAUAGAUAAGAGAACAGGGAAACAGUUUAUGUGCAUGAUCAUGGCUGCUUCAGAGCCAAGAACACUGGACUGGGUGGGCACCCCUCAUCUCUUGGAUGAUAUUAUAUAGUAGAGCACUAAUCAGUGAUGAUGAUGAUGAUGAUGAUGAUGUCAGCUACAUUAAAUGUACAUAAUGUAUAUACAUGGUGUGGUUUAGCAAACUUGAAAAGUGAUAUGGAAUUAUGUUGAAAUAUGUGACCAAUUUAUUUAUUUCUGUCUUUCUUUCUUUCUUUGUCUUUCCUUCUCUCUGUCUUUCUUUCUUUCUUUCUUUCUUUCUUUCUUUCUUUCUUUCUUUCUUUCUUUCUAAUAUUUCGCGGUAGCUUAUUCUGAUCCUGUUGCACUCAGAAGAGCAAAUAGCCUGCAUGUGGACUAGGCACAAACCCCAUCCAGGUGAUUUAAAUGUGGACAUAUAUGAUCUAUUCAGUUUCUGCAAACAAUGUUUGAAGCACACAAUAUUUAUGAAGAAAACAUCUCAUUGCAGACACAGAAUGAUCACAGGCACAGCCAAGACAACCAUCAUUGAUUUUCUAAAAGAUGUUAUACCAGAGAUUUUUAUUAUACCAUGUUGCGGUGGUUGUAAUAUUACAUACUGUUUAUAAGUAUUAUUUCCCAAGCAAACUGUAGUUGUGUGGAUAUAUUUUUAAUUGUGUAUAUAUAUAUAAGUUAUUGUUUGAUAGAUGAAGAGAUUCAAUCAAAACACCUUUUUGUUUUCCCAAUUCAUAAAAAUGUAAGUUCAAACUAUAUCAUCAUAAGACUUUGAUGUCAUUCUUGUGUAGAAUGCUUUGUUUGAUAGUGGCCUUCAGUCGAAAAAAAAAUGCAUUUGACACAAAGUAAUGUAGAUGUUGAGCUUAUUCUAAAGCAUUGAGAGCUCUGGACUUCGGCUGUUUGAAAUACCAUUGUAAAUGAACUAUUAUUUUGCUCAAAGCAUGUUAUUAAAUUCAGGUAUUUUAAUAUUGAUAUUGCUUAAAAUUACAUUUAUUAUGUUUAUGAAUUUGAUGCUUAGAAAUGUAAGAGGUAUAUAUAUUGAAUAUAAGAUAAUUUGAAAAUCAUGAGACCUUAUUGUAACUAUAGUACUACAUUAUGUUCUUAAACAAUAUGCAAUAAAAGAGCAACCUUACCAUAUAUAUUCUAAAAACCUAUUUUAUUAUUAUAUUGAAUAAUCCCUUGGAGCCAAGAGCUGCAAAGACUUUGUUUGCACUAAAACUUAAAUUAUAAAUGAGAAUGUUCUUAACACAGCUGCAGAACUGAACACAGAUAUGAUGAUAUGAAUAUAUGCUUGCUUCUAUUGCCUAUGUAAACUAAUCUAAGAUUGCUCUUUUACUUGAUGGUAUAUAUCUUUGUGCAAGACCUUCCACGACUUUCUAUUUUGUGAUGUUUAUAACCCAUAUAAAAUAUAUAAUAAAUGGAAUUUAAAGAGUGA